Linum trigynum is the source of this 1045-nucleotide messenger RNA. Lineage: Eukaryota; Viridiplantae; Streptophyta; Magnoliopsida; Malpighiales; Linaceae. The record is from the annotation of a GenBank genome assembly.
UCUACUCGCGGCCCGCUUCACAUCCAUCCUUUAACUCCGCCCUCAAGAAAAAAUAAUACUCCCUGGAGGAUUCGAACCCACGUUCAAGCAUUACAAGACUAGAGUGCGGACCAGUGGACUGCAUCAUGUCGUUGACAACAGAAUGUCCGACGCACAGCUAUGAAGAGUAUACUCCGCUCCAACUCCAAUUAGCGGUCCUCACCGCGUCACACCAGCUCGCGCGGCCCAACCAAGUCGAGGCCCGCGGCGCGCACUCCACCAGCCCGCCUCACCAGGCGCGACCCACCAACCCGUGCGGCCCAACCAAGUCGCGGCCCGUGCCGCGCACUCCACCAGCCCGCGUCGCACCAGGCCCAAUCCUCCAUGCGGUCACGCGUCACGCAUCCAACAGGCGCCACAUCAAAAAUAUUAUUGUCGCCGCGAAGGUUCGAACUCGCGUCACUCUUCUGCGUGCCAAGCAACAAUACCAGAACGCUACAAUCAUUGUUUGUGAUUCAAAGGUGCAGCGCGCUAUUUUAAAGUUUCUCAACUCCAACUCGCGUCCAGCUCUGCUUCUGGCCCAACCCCGGCCCGCGUCCCCCAGCCCGCGCGGCCCAGACCCGGCCCGCGUCCUGAUCAGCCCACCAGCGCGCCCCGCUCUGCUUCUGGCCCAACGCACGGAAGCCUUCAAAAAUAAUUGAUGGCGCCGCGAGGGUUCGAACCCGCGCCACUCCUCUGCCUGGCAUGCAAUAUUACCCGGCCCGCGCGGCCCAGACCCGGCCCGCGUCCUGAUCAGCCCACCAGCGCGCCCCGCUCUGCUUUUGGCCCAACGCACGGAAGCCUUCAAAAAUAAUUGAUGGCGCCGCGAGGGUUCGAACCUGCGCCACUCCUCUGCCUGGCAUGCAAUAUUACCAGCAAGCUACGUGCAAGGCCUUUGUUUCAAUGGCGCGGCAUCUGAUGUUUAACUACUCACGCCCAGUCAGUUCCACGGAACAAACAAAAAGUCGCAAUAGUCAUGAACUAUUCGCGCACACUCAGUUCCACGGAACAAAAAAUAGCAAUAGUC